Alternaria arborescens is the source of this 597-nucleotide messenger RNA. RefSeq lists its product as hypothetical. The transcript has a single exon. Bases 1 to 597 code for a protein of 198 amino acids. NCBI's taxonomy places the organism in Eukaryota, Fungi, Ascomycota, Dothideomycetes, Pleosporales, Pleosporaceae. The record is from RefSeq and is a predicted model, not a curated record.
AUGUACCGCGACGCAGCUGAAUGGCAAAACUACUCCUCCAUGUUUCACCCUGGCGCGUACAUUACAACAUCAUGGACCCAAGGUCGUCUUGAUGACUUCGUCGCUUCUUCAAAAGAGGGAUUCGAGGGACAGACACCCCACGGUCCUUUCCCUUAUAUCCUGCAUAGAAUCUGUGGGCAAACGAUUGACAUCCAGGGUGAUCGCGCGAUUAGCAAGAUGAAGGUUACAAUUACGUGUCGUAUCAUGCGGGAUGACAUUGAGAUGGACAAUGAAGCUGACACCCGCUUCUUUUUCUUCUUGUCCAAGAAUGGGCAGGGAAGAUGGGGUGUGGAUUUCAUGACUCUGCUUUUCGACAAGGACAAGAUGGUACCUGUUGUUCCUGGCAAGGCGUUUGAGAUACCGGAGAACGAAGCCAAGCAGUAUCCGAGUGGAUACCGGUAUCUGGCGUGGGCGGAGAGCAAGGCGGCAAGGCCACCGAAGAUGGACUUGAAUGCGCAUAGACCAGAAAGAGAUAUCCUGUAUGCCAAGUGUAAGAUUUGGUUGGAGGGAGGGGAGGUAAAACCUAACCUUACAGGACAUGAUGUUGUGCAAUACUAG